Cornus florida is the source of this 2465-nucleotide messenger RNA. Its product is annotated as vacuolar-sorting receptor 1-like. NCBI's taxonomy places the organism in Eukaryota, Viridiplantae, Streptophyta, Magnoliopsida, Cornales, Cornaceae. Gene Ontology annotation, molecular function: calcium ion binding. Bases 402 to 2279 code for a protein of 625 amino acids. The transcript is spliced from 12 exons. The record is from RefSeq and is a predicted model, not a curated record.
UUUCCUUUUUUGUUUCCUUCAUCAAUGGCGGUUUAGAUCUCCCAUUUGUACUUCCUACUUGCUUUCUACUCAAUAUAACUAACUCUAUCGAAGACGACCCAAAUCAGUUCAAAGUCUAUGCUUGGUAAUAAACGCGUCUAUAGUCUUUUACAAUUCUUCAACCAUCUUUUCUUUUCCUCGUAGAUUCUUUUCUUCCAAACACCCAAAACUCUUUCCUUUUAACCCUGUUCAAAUUCAGCUAAAAACCCAGAAAAGAUACGGAGCAAAAAUUUGAUCUUUAUAUAUAUAUAUAUAUAUUUAUGAUCAUCCUAGUUUAGAAUUACUGGGUUUCCAGAGAAAAAGACGUUGGAUUUGAUUUUCUGAGCUGGGUCAUUUUCUUUCAGUGGGUUGAGAGAAAAAAGAUGAUGGGUACUAAGCUUGGAGCUUUGGUGUGUGUUUGGUUUGUUUUAUACGGGUCGUGUGUGGGUAGAUUUGUGGUGGAGAAGAACAGCUUGAAGGUUACUUCACCUGACUGGUUGAAAGAUGUUUAUGAAUGUGCAAUUGGGAAUUUUGGAGUUCCUCAGUACGGAGGAACUUUGGUUGGUACAGUGGAGUACCCAAAAGCCAAUCAAAAGGCUUGCAAGAGCUUCGAUGAUGUUGAAAUCUCCUUCAAAUCCAAGCCCGGAGGCUUACCAGUCUUUCUUCUUGCCGAUCGAGGAGAUUGUUACUUUACCCUGAAGGCUUGGAAUGCACAGAAUGCUGGAGCAGCAGCUAUUCUUGUUGCGGAUGAUAGAGAUGAACCAUUGAUCACUAUGGAUACCCCAGAAGAAGAGGAUGCCCGAGCUGAUUAUCUGCAGAACAUAUCUAUUCCCUCAGCACUUAUUAGCAAAGCUUUUGGGGAUAAAAUAAAGAAAGCACUAUCUAAUGGUGAGAUGGUUAACUUAAAUCUUGAUUGGACGGAGGCUCUUCCACAUCCUGAUGAGCGGGUUGAAUAUGAGUUCUGGACAAAUAGCAACGAUGAGUGUGGACCUAAAUGUGAGAGUCAGAUUGAGUUUGUGAAGAACUUUAAAGGAGCAGCUCAGAUACUUGAGCGGAAAGGAUAUACUCAGUUCACUCCUCACUAUAUAACUUGGUAUUGCCCAGAGGCUUUUAUUUUAAGCAAGCAAUGCAAAUCUCAGUGCAUCAAUCAUGGGAGAUACUGUGCUCCAGAUCCUGAGCAGGACUUCGGCAUAGGGUAUGAUGGGAAGGAUGUUGUGGUUCAAAAUUUACGCCAAGCUUGUGUUUUUAAAGUAGCCAAUGAAAGCAGAAGACCGUGGCUUUGGUGGGACUAUGUGACCGACUUUGCAAUCCGUUGCCCAAUGAAAGAGAAAAAGUAUAACAAAGAGUGUGCUGAUCAAGUUAUCCAAUCACUUGGGAUUGAUCUCAAGAAGAUAGGCGAAUGCAUAGGUGAUACUGAUGCAGAUGUAGACAAUCCAGUUCUGAAGGCUGAACAAGAAGCACAAAUCGGCAAAGGCACCCGUGGAGAUGUGACUAUAUUGCCAACUCUUGUUAUAAACAACAGGCAAUAUAGAGGUAAACUUGACAGGGGGGCAGUUCUGAAAGCCAUCUGUUCAGGAUUCCAAGAGACCACUGAGCCUGCCAUUUGUUUAAGCGAUGGCAUAGAAACAAAUGAGUGUUUGGAAAACAAUGGUGGAUGCUGGCAGGAUAAGGUUGCUAACAUUACUGCAUGCAGGGAUACUUUCCGGGGAAGAGUGUGUGAAUGCCCUAUUGUGCAGGGUGUAAAGUUUCUUGGUGAUGGUUAUACUCAUUGUGAAGCCUCUGGAGCUCUACGGUGUGAAAUAAAUAAUGGAGGCUGCUGGAGGAAGACUCAGGAUGGCAGGACGUAUUCUGCUUGUAUUGACGACCAUUCAAAAGGUUGCAAAUGUCCACCGGGAUUCAAGGGUGAUGGAGUCAAUAGUUGUGAAGAUAUUGAUGAAUGCAAAGAUAAAUUAGUCUGCCAAUGCCCAGAGUGCAAAUGCAAGAAUACCUGGGGCAGUUACAAUUGCAGCUGCAGUGGCAAUCAAUUGUACAUGCAAGAACAUGAUACUUGUAUAAGUAAACAUGGUAAUACAGAGGUCAGCUGGAGCUUUGUUUGGGUUAUAAUUCUUGGUUUGGCUGCUGCUGGAGUUGGGGGAUAUGCAGUGUACAAGUACAGAAUCCGGAGAUAUAUGGAUUCAGAAAUUCGGGCGAUCAUGGCGCAAUAUAUGCCCUUGGAUAACGAAGGAGAGAUCCCAAAUCACGUUCCUCAUGGAAGUGCCUGAAUUUGGGGUGGUGGUAUGUGAAAUAGAGCUUGGAAAGAAAAGUUUCCAAAAUAUGGAGUAUCACCAACAUCAUUUAUAUGUUGAGGCUGUGUGUGUGUGAGACAAUUCCAACUAGUGCAUAUAACACCCCAUAACAUUGAAAUUUUUCCUUCUUCAGUAGCUUGGUUUAAUUUCAUUUCUUGGCUA